CAUUUUCUUCUCCUCUUCGAAACAAAAGCCAUGGCCAGUGAGCCCUCUCCUCUCGCUCUGCUUUUACAAGCCUCCGAAUUGAGGAGGCAACGUUUGCAAGAUUACAAUAGAACGCAUCUCAUAGAGAGUGCUAAGAGUAAUAGUUUUGAAGCGGAAAGAUCCACAAAGGUUUAUAAUGCGCAAAAGGCCUGGGAGCGUGCCGAACGUGCAUACGUAACAGAAGCUUGCACGGUCCUCGAAGAGGGCACAUUACUCGUAAGUAGCAUGGAGGAGAUGGAAGCUCUGUUGGAGCUACUCAGACUUGGUGUAACGCUUCAUCGACCUCUAAGCGUGGUGAUUAAGGGCCCCUUACCGCAGGGAAAUGUGGUAGAUCCCCUCGUAGCACAAAUGAGGGCCACUUUGGAGCGCGAAGGCUUCGAGUCGUGGCAUGGGAACACCUACAAUUUCCUGCAGUCUUUUCUGCCAUUCCUCUACCCUGCCCCGGCGGAGCAGCCCGCCCCGGCGGCGGACUAA
Messenger RNA from Rhodamnia argentea, 513 nucleotides. RefSeq lists its product as uncharacterized. The record is from RefSeq and is a predicted model, not a curated record. The coding region runs from base 31 to 513 and encodes 160 amino acids. Lineage: Eukaryota; Viridiplantae; Streptophyta; Magnoliopsida; Myrtales; Myrtaceae. The transcript has 3 exons.